Molecule: messenger RNA, 1770 nt
Organism: Caenorhabditis bovis
Lineage: Eukaryota; Metazoa; Nematoda; Chromadorea; Rhabditida; Rhabditidae
Source: the annotation of a GenBank genome assembly
AUGAGGAAACAAUUGAAUCGCCCGAAUCAGGCUGCUCGUAAGCAAAUGCCCGAUUUGACCACCGAGAUAUUUGAUAGCACCCAAAUUAGAAAAAACAAUAGCCGGGGGAGUUCGGCUAAUAUGAGCACUGCCAAUGAGGGAGAGCUCGAGCAUAAUGAGGAGCUCGAUCAGGCCUCUCAACCUCAAUUAACUGCACCACCACCAUCGCCGGAGACUUCUUCACGUCCGAAUGUCAGCGCGAACAGCACUAUGUGGAAUCAGCGUUGGGAUCAAGAAGCAACACUGUAUACGAAUCAGCCGCAAUUUGAAGAAUUCACGCCGGUCACGUCGUUGAGACCUGACAGACUGCCGAAUCCAUUCGCGAAUCGCCGCCGAUUCACCAUGGACCCAUUUGCUUAUUCAAGAAUGAGCAGCGGAUUCGACGGAUUGCAUGAUAUGAGCGACGAGCUGGCGGAAAUUGGUCUUGAGCCUAACGUACCUCUGGCCCCGGUUAUCCGACCUGAAGUCAUGCUGCCGGCAUGGUGGAAGACGCGCUCAUUCUCUUCAGCGAGUUGCUAUUAUCCGCAAAAUGCUAAAUCUCAGAGCUGCCACCAACGAAUUUUGGGUGGUCCCGCAAAUAGCCUUGAAGAUAUCGAUGCCUUCCUGGCCGCCAACAGUCAGCAUUCUAGAAGAAGCGAUAUAAUGUCAAAAAAAGAGCGAUGGGCUCGCAUCAAAGCACGCAAGAAGAUUUUGCGUCGUCCCGUCGAAGACGAAUAUUUUAACGAUGCUGACGAGGAAGAGGAAAUAAUGAAUGGCCGUGGUGUGAUGCUCAACCAGAUCAUCCAGCAAGGCACCAGCGGACAAUACGAAGACGCCGAUCUUCUGAGGAAGUAUCGCCGCGACGUCGCCUAUAUAAAAGAAGUGCUGAUGGCCGAAGUCGACGGCAACGUCGACAGAAUUCGCGAACUUCGCUUCCUCAUCGCCUCCGUUCAAACCUACGGCAACAUCGACGGUCAAUGUAUGAUGGCCGAGUUGGCGAUGAACGAAUUCACACUAUUCGCCGGUGUCUUGGAGCGGUUCCACGCCAUCGUUGGCCCGUGGUCGCCAGAUACCGAAAUCCAGCGACGACGGGCGAGUAGGCACGCGUUUGAAACGCACAAAAUACCGCUUCAACACAAUUUGGCGACAAUGUCAAUGCCGAAGCUGAUUGAAGAGAUUCUCGGCCGAUCGGAACCGUCGAUCGCGUAUCGGCAAGGCGUAAAAGUCGGAUUGUACAGUGAUACGUGCGAUGAGCAAUUUCGAGUUCAAUUGAAUAUCAAGAAUACAUUUAAAGAUCCCGCAAUGAUUGUCGAUGUUAAUGAGCGUCGCUUCAUUCUCGUUCUCCAGAAUGAGCUCGACCUCAUGGUUGACUCAAUGAAGCACCUUGCCGAGACCGUUGAGCUCCCCUACGAAGGCUUCCCGGCCAAUCGCGAUCGCUAUGUGAUCGUUGAGGCGUUUGUUGAGGCGAUCGCCGAGAUCAUCGGCGAGUCAAUUGGUCCCGACACGAUGCGCUGGUUUGGAAUUCUCGGUCAAAAAGUGUCCGAAGACAGCACGACGCCUUGGGAGCGCAACGUCGAACUUCACUGUAAUCGUCAUUCGGAGCAGAAAAACGAUUUCUGCGCCCAAGUCACCGUAUGCCGAGCCACUUUCAUCAUCCUUCACGUUCUGGGAAGCUUCUUCCGCCGAUAUCACCUCCGCAAAAUUCCAUCGAAUCUCUCAACCACACUCUCGCAAUCAAACACAAAAGCUUAA